GUGUCUCCGUCAACACAACAAUGGCGGAUGCCGUGGAGGAAGCUCUUCAGGGCAGCUGGGACCAGGAUCUAGCUGAGGCUCUAGACUCUGGCGGUUCUGACAUGGAGAUGGAGAGAGCCAUCAUCCAGGUCCAGGAGAAUUCAGCUCAGCACAGGGCUAAGAUGUGGAAGAUCGCACUAAAUGUCUCUGGGAAAGGAGACAGUCUGUCCCCCUGGGACGGCGUCUUCGAUUUGCCCGAACAGACACUUAUUCAUAACCGUAGUCAACAGCUGAUUGACCAGCUGGGAGUUUCAGAGGAAGAGAGGAGCGACAUGGUGUCCGACGUUGAGUCGGUCAUCACUUUCUACUGUAAGUCCCGCAACAUUACCUUCACUCCAGAGCUGAGCUGGCCGCACCUGCUCAAGCCUCUUCUGGGCCUUCACCUUCCCCGCAGCGACCUCUACAACUGCUUCUACGCGGUCAUGAACAAGUACAUCCCCAGGGACUGUGUGCCAAACGGUCGACCUUUCCACCUGUACAGACUGCUGCUGCAGUACCACGAGCCCGAGCUCUGCUCCUUCUUGGACACCAAAAAGAUCACACCCGACUCCUACGCCAUCAGCUGGCUGGGCAGCUUGUUUUCCAGUCACUGCCUUCCAGAUGUUACCCAGGCCUUGUGGGACUCCUACCUCCAGCAGGCUGACCCCUUCCUCAUCUUCUUCCUCAUGCUCAUCAUGCUUGUCAACGCCAAAGAGACCAUCCUUGCACAAGAAGGAGACAGCAAAGAGGACAUCAUCAAAAUGCUGGAAGCGUUUCCUUCUCUUCUGGAGUCCGAAGACAUUGAAGAUUUGUUUUCUUUGGCCCAGUAUUACCAGAGCAAGACGCCUUUGUCUCUCAGAAAGAUGAAUCAGAAUCUGUUUGGUAGCAGCCUGGUGGCUCUGAAAGAGGAGGACACCGACCUGAGUCAGGCCCUGUGUCUCCCUGUUUCUGUCCCUGAAAUCCUGCAGGCCAACCAGCAGCAGCAGGAUGGGGUACGCUUCUUUGUGGUGGACUGUCGGCCUGCAGAGCAGUACAAUGCUGGCCACUUGUCCACGGCCUUCCACCUGGACUCUGACCUGAUGCUCCAGAAUCCCUCUGAGUUUGCUCUCUCUGUGAAAUCCCUGUUGGAGGCUCAGAAGCAGUCUUUAGAGUCUGGCUCCAUCGCCAGCGGAGAGCACCUGUGCUUCAUGGGCAGCGGGAGGGAGGAGGAGGACAUGUACAUGAACAUGGUGCUGGCCCAUUUCCUGCAGAAAAACAAAGAAUAUGUCAGCAUCGCUAAAGGAGGUUUCAUGGCCCUCCAGCAGCAUCUGGUAGACAUGAAUGUCGAAGGCCUCGACUCUUCGUACGUCCACUGGAUCGUCAGCACGUCGGGAUCUCACAGCAGCCUCAGCUCUGCUGACGGAGAAUCUCUGAGCAGCCCUGGAGACAGCAAAGGCGUCAAGUCCUUGGUCAACAAAAUGACAUUUGCUCUUAAGUCCAAGUCAGUGAACGUAAAGGAGAAGAUGAUCAGCUUCAUUGAGAAUACGUCCACCCCUGUAGACAGAAUAUCUUUCAAUCUGCCUUGGCCAGAGAAGGUGAUUCCUGAUCGACACGUGAGCAGCAGCGACCGCGUUGGCAAACCUUACCGAGGUGUUAAGCCUGUGUUCAGCAUCGGUGAUGAAGAGGAGUAUGACACAGAUGAGAUCGACAGCUCUUCCAUGUCAGACGACGACAGGAAGGAGAUUGUCAACAUUCAGACCUGGAUAAACAAACCAGAUGUAAAGCAUCACAUUCCGUGUAAUGAGGUGAAAGAAACUGGUCACAUGUUCCCGAGCCACUUGCUGAUCACAGCGACUCACAUGUACUGCCUGAGGGAGAUCGCCUCAAGGAAAGGCUUCGCCUACAUCCAGUCCAGACAAGCACUGAACUCUGUGGUGAAGAUCACAUCCAAAAAGAAGCACCCUGAACUGAUUACGUUCAAGUUUGGCAGCAACAACUCAGCUGGAGUGGAGAUAUCUGCGGUGGAGAGAUAUUUGAUACCAAACGCAGGCGAUGCCACCAAGGUCAUCAAGCAGCAGAUCAUGAAAGUCCUGGAUGCUCUGGAGAGCUCGUAAAGGGAGAUGAAGGAGUCGCGAUGGGGGAUCACGACGGUCAGCCGUGACACGAAGUGUAAGAUGAGUCUCCGUCUGCCAAGAGUGAAACCUUCUCCCGCUCUCCCUCGGCUGUCCUCCCUCCUGGACAGAUCCAGUGCAGUGUUGACUGUGAAGCCCCGUGUGUCUGUGUUUGGGACAUGGUGGGGAGGGGACACACACCUCUGCCUGCAGACCUGUGGGACAGGCUGUGUGUGUUGAAAUACUUAGGUGCUCUGCAGUAAUCAAACAUCAAAAUGAUCUUACACUAAUUUAAAAAUAUUGGUUAUAGCGUAUGUUUUACUUUACUCUUGAUAAAACCUGGGAUCUCAUUACAGUGCAGUUCCACUUUGGCGAUGUCCCUCUGGCCUUAACGUAGCGUGCUGACCGCCCGGUGACAAACCUGUUGAAUCAUCAUAUGACUGACUUUUUCUUUUGACUCGAGCAUCUCGAUUCUGACCCCUUUGUUUUGAAGUGAACGAGCACUGCAGCUCAAUCAUGUCUCUUCAUUUACUUUUCAGAUGUGUUGAGUAGAUUUAAUGAUCAUUGUUCUGGUCAGGAAGUGAAGCAUGAGUCAGCAAACUCAAACAUAAAGAUGCGCAUCCCCAAAAAAAAGAAAGCGGUGCUGGCACGAGGCAGGUUUCCUACCACAACAACUGUUUUUGAUAACUUUUCUUUUCCAGGUGGCAGCCUUAAAUAGAAAUGAUUUGAGGGUGUUUAUAAAUACGUGAUGUACAUAUUGUGUAAACUGCUCUAUAUCAGCACAGACCUUUGCAAUGUCGUUUUGAAAGCAUAUCCUUAAAGCUAGAAUAUGCAGUGAAAACUUAAACUGGCUUCUAAACCAGCUCACGCGGUUGGAAGUUCCCCUUCUUUCUGGAGUAAGAAGUGAGCCUUUUACAGAGUUUCUGGGAGAUAAUUUACUCUCUGCUUUUACAUAUAAUAAUGAAUUAACCUCUUCUCAUAGCAGUCUGAUGUAGCUCUCUGAAAGCAUUGUUCACAGCCCCCCUGGACUACAUUAGUAUUACAACAGGAGGUUUGGUGAUGGUAGUUAUUAAGAGUCUGAGCACCUCAGUAUUUUUCCAUCCCAUUCAGAUUCAGUAUGUGAAUGAUUUUCUCAUUUAAAAUGCAGAAGUGAAAUAAUUUGCGGAUAAGGAAGAAGGCUGUAACUGAAUCACCACCACGCUAACUUCUUCCUAUAGAGAGAGAAAAGGAGCACUGUGCUUUCUACCUGGAAGCACAGCUGUGACAGGGACUCAGUCAGUCUUGUCCAUUGUAUUAGUCCAAACUAAGCAGCUUUAGUUUGCUUGCCACUGUUGCCUUCGGCCUCAUGCCUGUGAUGUGUGAUAUUGGCACCAGCAGUGGCAGCAUAUCACAGCAUACUGCUGCUUCUCCUCUAAUCUCAAACUCUGUUCUGGGCUUUUCCUCGCUUUGUGCUUGCUUAUUUACUCUUUUGUGUUGAAUUCUAGUUGUGUAGGCAGCCUGGGUUUAAAGUGUCGAAGCAUCUAAUGUGAUGCCCCCCCCCCCCCCCCGCACCUUCCUGACAGCUCCAUUUAAAACCAGUCCAGAGAAAGUUUAUCUGUUUAAUCCCUGAAAAUUAAACAAGGAGUGUAAAACAUAUGGCACAUUUGAAUAUGGGCAACAAAAAAGCAAAACUUGAAUUACAGAGUCAUGAAUCUGGUCUUUCAUAGCAUUCCUGUGUAACCCAUGCAUUGUGUUGUAAUUUUGUGAUAUUUUUCAGUAUUGACUGGAACAUCCUGGACUGGGAGUCUUUACUCUGUAACACCACUGGCAAAGGAUGUCGGCCACUAGUUGAAAUGCAACAUGUCUCAAGUGUAAUUUGCACCUUACUGUACUGCUGUUAUUUUCUAAGCAUUUAUGUUUUUAAUAAAUGGAGAUUAUUCGACUGCA
Messenger RNA from Toxotes jaculatrix (banded archerfish), 4034 nucleotides. It is a transcript of the gene tbc1d23, whose product is annotated as TBC1 domain family, member 23. The transcript is spliced from 19 exons. The record is from RefSeq and is a predicted model, not a curated record. Gene Ontology annotation, biological process: retrograde transport, endosome to Golgi; embryonic brain development. Gene Ontology annotation, cellular component: trans-Golgi network. The coding region runs from base 21 to 2111 and encodes 696 amino acids. NCBI's taxonomy places the organism in Eukaryota, Metazoa, Chordata, Actinopteri, Toxotidae.